Lethenteron reissneri (Far Eastern brook lamprey) is the source of this 3455-nucleotide messenger RNA. RefSeq names its product cytochrome P450 2F3-like. Lineage: Eukaryota; Metazoa; Chordata; Hyperoartia; Petromyzontiformes; Petromyzontidae. The record is from RefSeq and is a predicted model, not a curated record. Gene Ontology annotation, biological process: xenobiotic metabolic process. Gene Ontology annotation, molecular function: iron ion binding; oxidoreductase activity, acting on paired donors, with incorporation or reduction of molecular oxygen, reduced flavin or flavoprotein as one donor, and incorporation of one atom of oxygen; heme binding. Gene Ontology annotation, cellular component: intracellular membrane-bounded organelle; cytoplasm.
AUGAUUGUCCCCUGGUGAAUGGGAACACUGCAACAAGUUAGGCAGAUCUGAGCUCAGCUGUGAAAGAGGACCGCGGCACGGUCAUUGCACAGCGCCGCUGUAGUUGUAUUAAUAUCGAGUCGCAUAGGCUGGCAGCAAUGCAGCCGUCGUGGCAGUGGAUCGAUGUCCUGGCGCUUGGCUCGCAGCUGUCGCCGAGCGCGAUGCCGCCCCCGCGCUGGGCGCUGCGCGUGGUGGCCGCGCUGGCUCUGUGCCUGGGCUUCUGGUGGCUUCACAGGGGGCAGCGCGGCUUCCCGCCUGGCCCCAGAGGGCUGCCGCUGGUGGGAAACCUCUUGCAGUUGGACCUCAAGGCCAUGCCCGCGUCCUUAGCCAAGCUCUCAGAGACUCAUGGUCCAAUUUUCAGUGUAUCUUUAGGACAGACGCAAGUUGUGAUUUUAGCCGGCAAUGACAUCAUCAAGGAAGCUCUCGUUACCCAAGCUGAGAUGUUUAUUGACCGCCCCGAAAUACCCAUCUUCAAAAAGUCUUUGGGAAAUUACGAAGGCCUGCUGCUGAGUCAUGGGUGGCAGUGGAGAGCGAGGAGGCGCUUCACCCACAUGAUGCUGAGGAACCUUGGGAUGGGCACGAAGAGCAUUGAAGAGAAGAUCGCUGAGGAGGCCGAGUUUCUAGUGCGAGCUCUAGAAAACAAAGAAGAAAAACCUUUUGAUGCACAUUCCGAAAUCAUCAACUCAACGGCAAAUGUAAUCUGCUCCAUCAUAUUUGGAGACCGCUACGACUGGAAUAAUAAAACAUUUGUGAAGCUCGUGAACAUUAUCAAUGAGAAUAUAGAACUGUCUGGUAAUGAUUGGUCCCAGAUUUUCAAUUCGUUUCCUCUGCUGAAGUAUUUCCCAGGACCCCACCAACGAAUAAACAAGAAUAAAGUUGUCUUGAAUGCGUUUAUUCAAGCCAGGAUUGAAGAACAUGACGGGGCACGCAUUCAAGGAGACCCCCGCGAUUAUUUGGACGCCUUCAUUGACAAGAGGAUUGAGGAUUCACUGAAUCCAGACACAGCCUUCUCUGACAUCGCCCUCAUUAACACGAUGGCGAACCUGUUUGUGGCUGGGUCGGAGACCACCUCCGCCACACUUAAAUGGGGUAUCCUGCUCAUGAUGACACAUCCCAAAGUACAAGAACAAGUUCAGGAAGAAAUAGAUCGCGUCGUUGGAUCCAAUCGCCGGCCGGCUUGUGCCGAUCGAGCAUCCAUGCCCUACACCAACGCCACAGUUCAUGAAAUUCAGCGCUACGCCAACAUCCUGCCGAUGGCAUUUCCACACGCUACCACCGCCGACACAAAACUGCGCGGUUAUUUCUUGCCCAAGGGCACACAAGUGGUUGCUCUCAUCCACUCGGCGCUCAGAGAAAAGUCGGUGUGGGAAACACCCGAGCAGUUCAACCCAGGCCAUUUCCUGGACAUCGAUGGAAACUUCUAUAACCGAAAUGAUUUUAUGGCGUUCUCUGCAGGGCCCCGACUUUGUCUCGGGAAGAACCUGGCCAGGAUGGAGGUCUUUCUCUUCCUCACAGCUCUGCUACAACGUUUCUCAUUUCAGGGACAGUCAGGACACCCCAUGCCUGACCUUACCCCAAAGUCAGGCAUAGUUUGGAAUCCCCAUCGCUACGAGGUUUGUGCCAUAAGGCGGUGAUAGCAUUCCAGAUAAUAGAGCUUGCAGGUCACUCAAAGUUCGAGUCAAGAAUCACUGACUAUGAACGAAUCUCACUUGAUUUGAAGCUUUCGUGACUGCAGCAAUCCAUACUCUUUGGUUCUUUCGGUAAAGUCACGUGGGUAGAAAUAAUAAUAGAUCACGACGUUUCGAUCGCAAUGCAAGCAAUCGUCAUCAGGUGAGACAACCACAGCAAGAAAACUGCUGAAGUAGGCGAGAGAGCUGCCGUGACACGAGGUUAUAUAAGUAUCGGCGGUAUUUUCUAUCUACGUGACUUUACCGAAAGAACCAAGAAUACCAAUGAAAAUAUGAUCUAAUAUUCUUAUAGGAAAUGGAAUAAAUUAAUUCAGGAAAACGUAGAAAGCAUAUACAUGACGCUUUCUGCGAUUUGUUUCUAUAAUGCUCACUGCCUCUGACAGCACAUUCGAUUCGCACGGUUGGCUACGUAUGGUGCGAAAGAAGUUCAACAUACAUAAUGACAGGAUCCCCACAUUGUAAUGAACGCCUUAAAAUACAGCAACAGGUUGGAAUGGAAAUUACAGAAAUGGAGGGGAACGGAGUGGCUUUCAGAAGCUCGCGAGACGCGGUGGGAUGGCAACAUUGCUGACGGGACGAGGGGGGCAGCUGACGGGACGAGCCAGGCGCUGAUCCCGGUUCGUCAGCGCCCCCUUGAGGCGCGUGCUUGAGGGUGAUUAGUUCAAGUGCAAGUUUUAGGUGGAGCCCUGUGAGCCAUUCGGCUCUUGAAUCGGGUGCAACUGCAACAAACAAAAAACAAAAACAUGAACAAGAAAACAUCUCAGAGUCAUCUUACUCUUUGGGUCUUUCGUGACUGCAGGAAUCCAAACUCUUUGGUUCUUUCGGUAAAGUCACGUGGGUAGAAAAUAAAAUAAAUCACGACGUUUCGAUCGCAACACAAGCAAUCGUCAUCCGAUAUAACCUCUUACCACACCGAUAUAACCUCUUACCACACCGAUAUAACCUCUUACCACACCGAUAUAACCUCUUACCACACCGAUAUAACCUCUUACCACACCGAUAUAACCUCUUACCACACCUGUAUAACAUCUUACCACGGCAUCUCUCUCCCACUUCAGCAACAACAAAAACAUGUUUCUUGAUGUGGUUUCCCACCUGAUGAUGAUUGCUUGUGUUGCGAUCGAAACGUCGUGAUUUAUUUUAUUUUAUACCUACGUGACUUUAUCGAAAGAACCAAAGAGUUUAGAGUCAUCUUCUUUGGGUCUUUCGGUAAAGUCGCGUAGAAAGGUUUAAAGAAAAUAACAAAAAAACUACGACGUUUCGAUCGCAACACAAGCGGCCGUCAUCAGGAAAAAGUCGUCGUUUUUUGUUAUUUUCUUAGAACCUAUCUACGUGACUUUACCGAAAGACCCAAAUAAUAUGAAUUCCUGCAGUCACGAAAGCUUUAAGUCAAGAUUUGAUUAGAGUCACUUGAAGAGAUUUAAAGAAUUCCGUGAUUGGUGUCGUGAGUCAGUUCACGAGUCGAUUGUUUUAAAUGUUUCUUGUUAUUUGCCGCGUGUCUCGCGGCUCGUACACUGUGCUACGAAUUUGGCACGCGGUUAAUCGCAAUACAGACAAUCCAGAGUUAACCGUGCACGAUUUUCAUCUGAUUAUAUGAAGCUGUUAGAAAUUAUUUUAGAUGAACGUGUAAUCAAUCCUGUAUAAUCAUUUAGUAGGUCACAAAUUAGCAAAACCUGUCCGGAUUUUCGCCUUGACAUCUUCUUCUUGAAAUAAAAUGAAAUGCUAUUA